ACAGUGACGAGUGAGUCUGCAGCAGCUGCUGGGGAGGGGGAGGAAAGAUUGGAGUCUCCUGUCUCCGUUUAUCCUCCAGGGCUGCACCAGACCAGUCUCUCCCUGCCAGGGUCUCUGCCACAUCACAGCCCCUGCCAUCCACCUCCAAAAAGUGUCCAGCUAACGUCCAGAUUUGACCAGAAACAUCAUGGCAUCACAGGGAGGUCGCUAUAGAGGAUCUGUGAAGGAUUAUCCGGAAUUUGAUGCAAGCCAAGAUGCCGAAACACUCUAUAAAGCCAUGAAGGGAUUUGGCAGUGAUAAAGAGGCCAUCUUGGAUCUUAUUACCCGCAGGAGCAACCAACAGCGUAGUCAGAUCAUUCAGGCCUACAAAUCUCUCUACGGAAAGGAUCUUAUUGAAGACCUGAAAUAUGAACUCACAGGAAAAUUUGAGAGACUUAUUGUAGGACUGAUGCGGCCCCCGGCUUAUUUUGACGCUAAAGAAAUAAAAGACGCUGUGGAUGGCAUUGGCACUGAUGAGAAAUGUCUGGUUGAGAUCCUGGCCUCUCGCAAUAAUCAGCAGAUUCAUGAACUGGUGCAGGCCUACAAAGACGCGUAUGGCAGAGACCUGGAGACAGACGUCAUCAAAGACACCAGUGGUCACUUUAAAAAGAUGUUAAUUGUUCUGCUGCAGGGCACACGGGAAGAAGAUGACGUAGUGAGCGAUGAGCUGGUGGAACAGGAUGCCAGGGAUUUAUAUGAAGCUGGUGAACAAAAAUGGGGCACAGAUGAGGCUCAGUUUAUCUAUGUUUUGGGAAGCCGGAGCAUGUCACACCUUCAGCUAGUCUUCGACGAGUAUGAGAAAAUUGCCGGGAAGAAACUGGAGGAGAGUAUAAAGGGGGAGCUCUCAGGGGACUUUGAGAAGCUGAUGCUGUCUGUAGUGAAAUGCAUUCGCAGCAUCAAGGACUACUUUGCUUCCAGACUGUACAAAUCAAUGAAAGGCUUAGGAACCUCAGAUAACACCCUGAUCCGGAUUAUGGUAUCCCGCAGUGAGAUCGACAUGAUGGACAUUAGAGAGUCCUUUAGAACCCACUAUGAGAAGUCUCUGUACUCCAUGAUAAAGAAUGACACAUCCGGGGAAUAUAAGAAGGCUCUACUGAACCUGUGUGGGGGAGACGACGACGCCGCUGGGGAGUAUUUCCCAGAAGCCGCCCAAGUCGCCUAUCAGAAAUGGGAACUCAGUGCGACCACUGCUUCACGCGUUGAGUUGAAAGGAACCAUACAACCUGCGGCUGACUUCAAUGCGGACAGUGAUGGAAAGGCCUUGAGGAAAGCCAUGAAAGGAUUUGGUACUGAUGAAUCUGCCAUCGUUGACAUACUGACCAAACGCACAAAUUCCCAGAGGCAGGAGAUACUUAAAGCUUUUAAGUCGCACUUUGGUCGCGACUUGAUGGCAGAUUUGAAGUCUGAGAUCUCUGGAUCGCUGGCCAAACUGAUUCUUGGACUUAUGUUGACACCUGCUCAGUAUGAUGCCAAGCAAUUAAAUAAAGCCAUUGCGGGGGCUGGCACAGAUGAAAAAGUCUUAAUUGAAAUCUUGGCCACACGAAAUAACCAGGAGAUCCAGGCCAUUAAUGAAGCUUAUCAAGAAGCGUACCACAAGUCACUGGAAGAUGCCAUAAGCUCCGACACGUCCGGACAUUUCAAGAGGAUUCUCGUCUCCUUGGCAUCGGCUAACCGUGAUGAGGCGGGGGAAGAUUUUGAGAAAGCCAGUGAGGAUGCCAAGAUUAUUGCCUCAGUACUGGAAGUCUCCGAUUCGGGAUCCGGUGAUUCCACUUCCUUAGAAACGCGUUUUAUGACAAUCCUGUGCACUCGCAGCUACCCGCAUCUCAGGAGAGUGUUCCAGGAGUUUAUUAAGCAGACGAACCACGAUGUUGAACACACCAUUAAGAAAGAGAUGUCGGGGGAUGUCAGGAAUGCCUUUGUGGCUAUCGUGCGCAGUGUGAAGAAUAAGCCGGCCUUCUUCGCCGAUUGCCUCUACAAAGCUAUGAAGGGAGCUGGGACCGAUGACCGGACGCUGAUCAGGAUCCUAAUAUCCAGAAGUGAAAUUGAUCUGUUCAACAUUCGCCAAGAGUUUAAGGAUGCGUGCGAAAAGUCUCUGCACCACUGUAUUGAGAAUGAGACAUCAGGGGACUAUCGCAAAGCCCUGCUGGCCAUCUGCGGAGGUGAUGACUAAAGCAAAGCCCCUAACCGUGUCUGAACCAAUCUGGGGCUCCUGGGGGCCCAUUCACCAAAUGUCAUUGUGGUAGAUAGUAUCAUGAAUCUACAGAGAACCCGUGAAAGAGAACUUCACCAAGCAUACAGAAAGCGCACCAAAGAAAUACAUAGAGGGGGUCGGGAUAUGGGAGGGUCAGGGGUGGUAGAGGUGGGAUCACUGGAUUUCCGGAAGGGCUUCAUACCGCCUUUCCAAGGUUGUGUAUGUGACACACCGUUGUGUCACAUCAAAGCCAGUGUCUAGAUCUUUUACAACAUAAGGAGGAUGUAGUCAAGAUGAAAUAAAGUGUCUUAAUGGAUUGUU
Pseudophryne corroboree (corroboree frog) is the source of this 2551-nucleotide messenger RNA. RefSeq names its product annexin A6 (gene ANXA6). The record is from RefSeq and is a predicted model, not a curated record. Bases 188 to 2209 code for a protein of 673 amino acids. The transcript is spliced from 26 exons. NCBI's taxonomy places the organism in Eukaryota, Metazoa, Chordata, Amphibia, Anura, Myobatrachidae. Gene Ontology annotation, cellular component: cytoplasm; focal adhesion. Gene Ontology annotation, molecular function: calcium ion binding; ligand-gated monoatomic ion channel activity; GTP binding. Gene Ontology annotation, biological process: growth plate cartilage chondrocyte differentiation; plasma membrane repair; mitochondrial calcium ion homeostasis.